Messenger RNA from Python bivittatus (Burmese python), 1412 nucleotides. The record is from RefSeq and is a predicted model, not a curated record. NCBI's taxonomy places the organism in Eukaryota, Metazoa, Chordata, Lepidosauria, Squamata, Pythonidae.
GUAAACGAAGGCACAGGCUUUGGGGGCUGCGGUCCAUGUUCAGAACACCACCUGGGUGGGGCAAGUCAAAAGCAAGCUCCCUGUGGUUCUUAAGAAUCCUUUUCCCCCCAUCACACCAAACCCAUUCUUAAAAAAUGUGUUACUGGAAGUGUGCGGUAACUGAGAGGCUGUGCCCAGUCUCGGGGGAGCACUGGCUGUGCCCCAUGCCAGGAACGGUUAGCAGCCUCCAGUAUCGAUGGCCUCUGCUGCCCAGAGUGAUAGGCUGCGUUGUGUUUCCAGCUUCCAGGAGUCCCUCUCCAAAGCCCUGGAUGCUUAUGAAGCAAAGGAAGACGCAGCCAUUCAGAAGGCUGCAGCGCACAUCCGAGAAGUGGAGCAGAAGAGACAAGAGAUGGUUCGGGCCAUCUUAGAGCCACAGAGAGCAAGCACGCUAGGUGAUGGAACCACCGCUGUCAACACCUUUGCAGGGAAUUUAAGUGAUUCUCCUUUUGCUAUGGAAGAGCAGGAGCAGCCUGGGCCAAGCAGGAGCACCACCUUUCUUAGAGAGGAGCCUACCUGUGCCAGCCGAACAGCACCUGAGCUACACUACCUGGAAACAGGGCAGCCCUUAACUUUCAUUGGCCAUCAGGAAACAGGAGGGGAGGGCAACAUUCACACAGGAGCAAAACCCCCCUGGCUGAUGAGUGAAGAGGAGGAAGGUGAAAGGCAGAUUGGACCCUCAUAUGAAGAAUUUCUUAAGGAAAAACAGAAACAGAAGCUGAAAAAGCUCCCUCCCAACCGCGUUGGGGCCAACUUUGACCACUCCUCCCAGACAGGAGACAGCUGGCUUCCCUCCUUUGGCCGCGUCUGGAAUCAAGACAUCAGUUCAAAGCUGAAUCCGGAAAUAAGCAGCCCGGCCCUAAGAGGAAAAGGCCUCAAACCAACUGAAAGGCCUGCAUCUCCAAGAGAGCUUGGCAAAAUUCACAGCACAUUGACCGAAAGAGAGAGCAGAGACCUCAGAGCAACUCCCUGCGGAAGUCCAGCUGUUGCUGUGAAAGGAAGGCUUUGUGGUAGCUGUGAUGAAACAGAGCUUUGCAACUUGGUGUACAGCAUCUUUAUGUCUCUUGUUAAGGAUGUGGGAUUGUAUUAAAAGUACACAUUGUUUUGCUAAAAACUACAGUUGCCAAUAAAUGUACCGCUACUACAAAACAUUAACGACGAAGUAUAUUUGUGUAAGAUUCACAAAGCAAACAUGAGACUGCAGAAGGCACAGCAGUAAAAGUUAGGAGCUUAUCUAUGGCUUUCUGCCUAUCCCUUGCUUAUUGAAGUUGCUUCAAGCUUGCUUAGAAAGAAAGACGAGCUCACAUACUUGCACCGCCCACACCAUCAGUGUUACAUACCCACCAGUGUUACAUACCCAAAUUCUGCACAAAUCC